UAGUCAUAAUCGAAAUAUGUCGGAAAAUCAUUAAAAAAAUCUGAAUUAUUUAAAAAACAUCGGUAAACAAUAGCUAUUCGUCGGCAGUCCAUCCCUACAGCAAGUGUCAUCAAAAUCUUAACAAAAAAUAUCAGAAUAUGAGAAGUGGAUUCGUAAUAAAUAAUUUAAUUUGAUUAAGUCAUGUUGAAGGAUAAAGGGCAGGUCACUUUCGAGGACAAAUGGCCAUCGAUGCGUCCUAUAGUUUUGAAGCUACUGAAGCAGGAACCGGUAACUCAAACCGAAUGGCAAGAUCUUUUUGGUGCUGUACACUCGGUGUGCUUAUGGGACGAGAGAGGUCCAUACAAGUUGCGAGAUGCUCUUCAACAAGAUAUAAUGAUGUACAUCAAACAGGCUCAAGUUCGAGUUUUGGCUCAGAGAGAAGACCAAGCGCUAUUGAAAGCUUAUAUAGCUGAAUGGGGCAGAUUUUUUACACAGUGUAAUUAUCUACCCACACCAUUUCGCCAGUUAGAAAAUUCAAUAAAUAAUUUAAGUAAAGUCACCACUGCUGCCACUUCAAAUUCACAGAAAAAGAAUAAUAAUAACAACAUAGAGGAUAGUUUGGUUCGCAAGCUUAUGUUGGACUCGUGGAAUCAAAGCAUUUUUGUUGAUAUCAAACAAAGAUUACAAGACUCUGCUAUGAAACUUGUUCAAGCCGAGAGGAAUGGGGAAUCAUUUGAUUCACAACUUGUUAUAGGUGUAAGGGAAUCUUAUGUUAAUUUAUGCUCAAAUUCAAUUGAUAAAUUACAAAUAUACAGAGAAAACUUUGAAGCUGCUUACAUGCAAGCCACUGAAGAGUUUUAUAAAUUGAAAGCCAAUGAGCAUUUGUUGACUAAUGGUGUUCAGGCAUAUAUGAAAUAUGCCGACCAACGACUUAAAGAAGAAGAAGCUCGAGCACAUAGAUAUCUUGAGCCAGGCAGUGGCAGUGUGGCAGCCCUGACACAAUGUUGUGAGAAAGUUAUCAUUGGAGAUCAUUUACCCACACUUCUAGCUGAAAGUGCACCUCUCAUCAAAGCUGGUGAAACGCAAAAACUUCAAUUAAUGUUUCGACUGUUGGAUAGAAUACCAGAAGGCGUUACUCCAAUUCUUCGGGAUUUGGAAGCUCACAUUGUGUCGGCAGGCCUAGCAGAUAUGGUAGCAUCUGCUGAUAUUAUAACUACAGAUUCUGAAAAGUAUGUUGAACGCUUGCUUGAUCUAUUUAAGAGAUUCAGUACAUUAGUGAAGGAUGCUUUCAUGGAUGAUCCACGUUUCUUAACAGCUAGGGACAAGGCAUACAAAUGUGUAGUGAAUGAUACUACAGUGUUCAAAUUAGAGUUGCCUUCGUCGACUCUCAUUCGUGGUAGCAAAGGUACGGCUCCAGAGAGUAAAUGUCCAGAACUGCUGGCUAAUUACUGUGAUAUGCUUCUCCGAAAAACACCACUGAGUAAACGUUUAACUAGUGAACAGAUAGAGUCUAGGUUAAAGGAUGUAUUGUUAGUGUUAAAAUAUAUUGAAAAUAAAGAUGUGUUUAUGAGAUAUCACAAAGCACAUUUAACCCGAAGAUUAAUUUUAGACUCAAGUGCUGAUUCUGAGAAAGAAGAAGAUAUGGUAGAAUGGUUGCGUGAAGUAGGUAUGCCAGCUGAUUAUGUUAACAAACUUGCUCGAAUGUUCCAAGAUAUUAAGGUUAGCGAGGAUCUAAAUACUCAGUUUAGGGCAGACACAACACGUCAUGAUGCAAUUAACAUUAAAAUUCUCAAUGCUGGAGCAUGGGCUCGUGGAUCUGAGAGAGUUACCGUAAGUCUUCCUUUAGAAUUAGAAGAUUAUAUUCCUGAAGUUGAAGAGUUUUACAAAAAGAAACAUUCUGGUCGUAAAUUACAAUGGUACCAUCAUAUGAGUAAUGGGACAAUCACUUUUGCUAAUUCAGUUGGCAGAUUUGAUCUCGAUGUUACUACAUUUCAAAUGGCUGUUUUGUUCGCUUGGAAUCAGCGUCCAAUGGAGAAAAUAAGUUACGAAAAUUUAAGACUGGCUACUGAACUUCCUGAUCCUGAACUGAGGAGGACUUUAUGGUCUUUGGUUGCUUUUCCGAAACUGAAACGACAGUUGUUGUGUUAUGAACCCAAUGUACAAAAUCCAAAAGAUUUUGCUGAGAACACGACAUUCUGGGUAAAUCAAGAAUUCUCACUCAUUAAAAAUGGAAAACCGCAGCGCCGGGGCAAAAUUAAUUUGAUCGGUCGUUUACAAUUAAGCACGGAACGAUCCCAAUUGGAAGACAAUCAUUCUAUAGUUCAGUUACGAAUAUUAAGGACUCAAGAAGCCAUUAUAAAAAUUUUGAAGAUGAGGAAGCGUAUAACAAAUACUGCUCUUCAGAGUGAACUCGUCGAAAUAUUGAAGAAUAUGUUCUUGCCUUCAAAGAAAAUGAUAAAAGAACAGUUGGAAUGGCUCAUUGAACACAAGUACAUGCGCCGCGAUGAUGAAGAUAUCAACACUUUUAUAUACAUGGCCUAAGUCAUUUUCGCAACUUUAAAUGAACGAAAUCAAUAAAUUAUUUACCCAGUAUGGUAAUCUCUA
Molecule: messenger RNA, 2583 nt
Organism: Manduca sexta (tobacco hornworm)
Lineage: Eukaryota; Metazoa; Arthropoda; Insecta; Lepidoptera; Sphingidae
Gene: Cul5
Product: cullin-5
Exons: 4
Coding region: 181-2520 (779 amino acids)
Biological process (GO): protein ubiquitination; SCF-dependent proteasomal ubiquitin-dependent protein catabolic process
Cellular component (GO): Cul5-RING ubiquitin ligase complex; SCF ubiquitin ligase complex
Molecular function (GO): ubiquitin protein ligase binding
Source: RefSeq, a predicted model, not a curated record